UUGACAGCUCCCACUGUCACCCAUCGCAUUCUCACAUUUUACGCAGGGAUAGAUAGGGAAGAAAAACAGCUCACAAACGGCGUGAACAUAAUCCUUCCAAAUAAAGGAAUCCCGUCCCGUAUCCUGGUUGGCCAGUGGUAAAAACGCCAAACUUACCCAUUUUCCUAGCGCCUGCAAUCCGGCUUACCGUAGCACAGCACCCGCACGAUGGCAACACAAACGGCAACGGUAGCAGCUGCCGGCAGCACCACGAGCGGCAAACCAAAGGAGAAAAAAAGUCAAGAAGUAAUCGCGGCCGAAUUUCAGCAGCUGCGGAAUCAGCAACUAAAUUUGGUCAACAACUUAAACGCGAUCGAGUUGGAUCUUAAAGAGCACAAAACCGUAAUCGACACACUGAAAAUGGUGGAACCUAGUCGAAAAUGUUUCCGAUUAGUCGGUGGCGUGCUGGUGGAACAAACCGUGGAGGUGGUGCUACCACAGCUCGAGCUGAACAAAACCCAGCUGGAGAAGCUGAUCGAGGAGGGCAAGGAGCAGAUCGCGAAGAAGGGUAUCGAGAUAAAUCAGUACAAGGACGAGCACAACAUCAAAAUACGGGGCCAGGAACCGACGCCACCGGCAGCGAGCGACAAGGAAAACGCGGCCGACGAUAAAUCGUCCGGCAACCGGAACGUGCUGAUAGGCAACCUAUAGGAAGGUUGGACCGAUGUUGCGUGCUUCCCUGGGCCGACAACCAAACGCCGGCUAGCUUUUGUUUUCCUUGUUCACCCGCUUCUCUGUCUGUGUUGUGUCCUGUGGUCGGGUGGAGCAGGUUCCACCAAACGGCGAAAUGACCUUUAAUGAGAUCAUUAAGAAGUGGAGUACUUUAACGCUCAUGCACACAGAAACACACUCCCUUAAGGCCUUGACUUAGGUGUGGAGGCUCUCGUGGGUGCGGAAUUGAAUUUCCUCUACUCAACACAAAGCAAAACACCAUUUAACUCCAUCGCUCCAAUACACUCACACACACCAUUCACCUGCGCACAGCUGAUUAGGCCUCGUUCUGGAUUGUUAAUUUAACGAAUAAGAACCGAUUGAACGAAGAGAUAAGAAAAGAGCAGACGAAAUAAGAUGCAAUAACAUACAAGA
This is a messenger RNA of Anopheles stephensi (Asian malaria mosquito), 1125 nucleotides long. RefSeq names its product probable prefoldin subunit 2 (gene Pfdn2). Gene Ontology annotation, biological process: protein folding. Gene Ontology annotation, molecular function: protein folding chaperone. NCBI's taxonomy places the organism in Eukaryota, Metazoa, Arthropoda, Insecta, Diptera, Culicidae. The transcript has 2 exons. The record is from RefSeq and is a predicted model, not a curated record. Bases 208 to 690 code for a protein of 160 amino acids. Gene Ontology annotation, cellular component: cytoplasm; prefoldin complex.